Siniperca chuatsi (mandarin fish) is the source of this 3147-nucleotide messenger RNA. RefSeq names its product 5-hydroxytryptamine (serotonin) receptor 3A (gene htr3a). Gene Ontology annotation, biological process: monoatomic ion transmembrane transport; signal transduction; nervous system process. The transcript has 9 exons. The coding region runs from base 183 to 1658 and encodes 491 amino acids. Lineage: Eukaryota; Metazoa; Chordata; Actinopteri; Centrarchiformes; Sinipercidae. The record is from RefSeq and is a predicted model, not a curated record. Gene Ontology annotation, molecular function: extracellular ligand-gated monoatomic ion channel activity; neurotransmitter receptor activity; transmembrane signaling receptor activity. Gene Ontology annotation, cellular component: postsynaptic membrane; neuron projection; synapse.
GUCACAGCAGAUGGAUACACUGAGCUGAGUGACACUAACAAGGUUUUGAUAGUGGAUGAGAGUAAAAUGAUGGAUAUAGUGGAUGGAUAUGGAGAUAUGGGUGUCAGGCAUCUCAAGGCCCUUCAUCAGAGCGGCAGGCAGACUUCCACAGCAGGAGAAGAAAACACAGGUGAACUGGCACCAUGAGACUCUCAUCAGCCUGGACAGCACUCAUUUUCAUUCUUAUUCAAAGAGCAUCAAGAGCCUGCACAGUGAAGAAACUGGGCAGCAGCACAGGAAGAUUUGCCAAUGCCACAUUAGUGCGGCUAUCUGAGUUUUUGAGUGCGGGGUAUAAGAAGGGAGUGAGACCAGUGAAAGACUGGAGGACGUCCACUAUAGUGGCCAUAGAUCUCAUGGUUUACUCCAUCCUCAAUGUGGAUGAGAAGAACCAGGUUUUGACAACAUAUGUGUGGUACAGACAGUCGUGGACAGAUGAAUUCCUGGUCUGGAACCCAGAAGACUUUGAUGAAGUCAAACAAGUUUCUAUACCUACCGCUAAUGUAUGGGUGCCUGACAUCCUCAUCAAUGAGUUUGUAGAUGUGGGGAAGUCUCCAGACAUACCUUAUGUCUAUGUGACACAUGAUGGACUGGUGCGCAACUACAAGCCCAUCCAGGUGGUCACAGCCUGCACUCUCAACAUCUACAACUUUCCAUUUGAUGUCCAGAAAUGCAGCCUCACCUUCCAGAGCUGGCUACAUACCAUUGAUGACAUCAACAUCACCCUGAUGCGAAGCCCUGAGGAGCUCAGGGAGGACAAGAGUGUCUUUAUGAACCAAGGAGAGUGGGAGCUGCUUCAUAUACUGUCCAACUACAAGAUCUUCAGUGUGGACAAUGAUGACUAUUAUGCUGAGAUGAAGUUCCAUGUGGUGAUCCGACGGCGGCCAUUGUUCUACACUGUGAACCUGCUGCUGCCCAGUAUCUUCUUGAUGGUGAUGGACAUUGUGGGUUUCUAUCUGCCACCAGACAGUGGAGAAAGGGUUUCCUUCAAGAUCACUUUGCUGCUGGGCUACUCUGUCUUCCUCAUCAUUGUAUCUGACACUCUGCCUGCCACCGCCAUAGGAACCCCGCUGAUAGGUGUGUACUUUGUGGUUUGCAUGGCCCUCCUGGUGAUCAGCCUAACAGAAACCGUGCUGAUUGUGCGUCUGGUCCACAAGCAAGACCUGCAGCCCCCUGUUCCCCACUGGGUGAAGUACGUGGUGCUGGAAAGAGCUCCAGUCCUCUUCUGCAUCCACAAGAAGCACCGCCUCUGCUCCACACUGUCCUCCCAGGCCUCCGACCUGGAGCACUACAAGGACAACUACGGGACUGCCCAGUGCACCCUCCACCACACCUGUGAGAUAGGCCGAAGGCAUAGCCAUCAUGACAGGGAAGACGGGCUGCUCGGGCUGGGCCUUCCCCCCUCCAGGGACCCCACACCGCCUGUCAUGGACAACAUCCUACAGGAAGUGACAGCGAUACGCCACUUCCUGGAGAAGAGGGACAGGUGCCGGGAAGUUGCCAAGGAGUGGCUGCAGGUCGGCUAUGUGCUGGACGUGCUGCUCUUCAGAGUUUACCUAGUGGCUGUGGUGGCCUACAGCAUCACACUGGGCACGCUGUGGUCAGUGUGGCAGGUCGCCUGAGUCUCACCCCUGUACUGCUGUGGACACAAGCUCAGUGGGUAGAGCGUGGGAUUAAAAAGGCCAGAGUUAUUGGCUCUAUGCCCUGUGUAGCUCAGUGGAUACAGGGAGGCACUCACAUAGUAAUGGAACAGGGAAAGGCUUCCUGUAGUUGGGGCCUAUGUACAAAGGUUAAGUAACCAACUGGGUUUGCCACUAUAUCCCUACAAACAUUAAUAUUAUCAUCAUCAUUUUAGGUUUGAUCAGAGAGUUUUAAAGUUACAUGAUAUAAGUGCAAUCCGAGAUGCUUUUCAGCGCCAGCCCAAGGCAAGCAGAAACUGACAUACUGCCCCACACACUUAGAAAUGCAAUUAUUGUUCAUCCUUAUGAAGGAUUAAAAAGGAUGACAGAAGUAGUAACAAAAAAAAACCAAACAAAAUAUUUUAGUUAAGGGAACCACUUUAAUACCGCUGGCCCAUCUCCCUAUAAGACAAACAAACAAAGAUUAAUUUACAAUAAAAUAAAAAGUUAAAAAUACUUGAACCUGGUAAAACAUUUAAGUAUCUGUUAAGUUUCUUUUUCAUAUUAAGUGCAAAUAUAAAGAGUUCUAGAAAAAUCCCCAUACAUUUAUUUACUUAAAUUACGUCUGGUUAUGUUUAGAAGAAUAAAUGUCUUGGGGGUAAAGGCGUUUAGGAUAAAAUUUAAAACAAACAUGUAAUAUCGCCACGAUAAUUUGUGCCUUUAAAAGCUUACUAUUGGCCAAACCUGAGAAGAAACCAGACAAACUGUUGUGAUAAAGGUCAAACCUGGAAAUAACCAGCACUAAUGAUACAGUUAAGAAUAAAAUUUGGACUAAGAGACAGGUUGGUGUGCAGUAAGAUAUUUGUUAACUUUCAAGUUUUAAUAUUGCUGUUAUUGCAGUGUAAAACAUCUAUAUAAAUAUUUAAAAUAAGUAUUUACAUGGAUGAAUAAAUAAGGAAUUUAUAUUAGUGAAGUAAUAACUGUAUAUGAUGACCUGUUUUGCACUACAUGUAUAUUAAGGAAAGCAUUUGACUGCAUGUCCCCUUGCCUUGAAUGUGGAAUUAUAGAUAUUCACACAGAUUGUUGAAGAGAUGCAUAUUAUUUGUUUAUUUUCACGUAAUGGUCACAAGUCUGUAAGUGAAAUGGUGGAAACUUGUAGAGCUUCAAAUACAUAUCAAUAUAAUGUUUAACUUUAAUGUGUAACCUCAUAUUAUGUAAUCUGUCUAAAAACUAUUAUAAUGUUGUAAUAUGAUUUUCGUAACUCACAGCUUGGAUAAAGGUUUCUGUGUACAGUAACUGAUGUGUGCUGUAACGUUUUACAAUUUUUUACUUUUUAAUCAAUUGUGUAGCUAUGUCAACAAGAGAUGAAAUGUAAUUAUACACAGUGAAAGAGAAGGAAUUGCAUAUAUUUCAAUAAAUGUAACAAUGUUUCAUUCUUAUAAGCACUUAUGUGCCCAUAUGUGUUCAGCAACUAAAUAAAGCAUUUACCCUC